Messenger RNA from Nerophis ophidion (straightnose pipefish), 8644 nucleotides. RefSeq names its product organic solute carrier partner 1b (gene oscp1b). NCBI's taxonomy places the organism in Eukaryota, Metazoa, Chordata, Actinopteri, Syngnathiformes, Syngnathidae. Gene Ontology annotation, biological process: transport. The record is from RefSeq and is a predicted model, not a curated record. Bases 105 to 1259 code for a protein of 384 amino acids. The transcript is spliced from 10 exons. Gene Ontology annotation, cellular component: cytoplasm; plasma membrane.
UUGUCUCAGUGGCUUGGCAACCAGUGAAGCAUAGCAACCACCGCCAUCAUCAUCAUCAUCAACAACAAGCUUUCUGUCUUCUUUUUCCAAGCGAGGACUUAAUCAUGUCGUCAAGGACUCUCCCUUUGCUCUUUAUCAACCUCGGCGGGGAGAUGCUUUACAUCCUGGACCAGCGGCUGCGGGCUCAAAAUAUCCCCGCUGACAAAGCGAAGAAAGUUAUGAACGACAUCAUCACCACCAUGUUCAACAAAAAGUUCCUGGAGGAGCUCUUCAAGCCGCAGGAGCUGUACUCCAAGAAGGCCCUGCGCACGGUCUUCGACAGGCUGGCUCACGCCUCCAUCAUGAGGCUCAAUCAAGCCAGCAUGGACAAGCUCUAUGACUUGAUGACCAUGGCCUUCAAGUACCAGGUGCUCCUCUGUCCCCGGCCCAAAGACAUCCUGUUGGUGUCCUUCAACCACAUGGACGCCAUCAAGGACUUUGUGAAAGACACGGCCUGCAUCCUGAGCCAGGUGGACGAGACGUACCAGCAGCUCAUCGAGAUGUACACGCCGCUACCGAGCGGGGAAUUUCAGCUGAUUCGGCAGACUCUCCUUAUCUUCUUCCAGGAUAUGCACAUCAGAGUGUCUAUAUUCCUCAAGGACAAAGUGCAGAACUCCAACGGUCGAUUUGUGCUCCCCACCAGCGGCCCCGUACCGCACGGUACACAAACCCCGGGCCUAAUAAGGAUGUUUAGCUGUACUGGCGAGGAAUCAGGCAGGCUGCAGUUCAACAACGGUGGAAACUACGCAGCUGCUCUCUGCCAAGGAUCUUUUGAGCUCUUCGGAGACCGAGUCACCAAACUGGGCACAAACAUGUACGGCGUGUGCCGGCCAGUGGAAACACACAUGUCGGGGACGGCGAAGAACUCUGCUCAGCACACCAAGGUCAACGCUGCUCCCAACCCGCUGGCCAAAGAGGAGCUCAAUCUCUUGGCCCGGCUCAUGGGAGGCUUGGACGUCCAGAAACCUCCCGGGAACUCGGACAGUAGCUUCCGGGUCAACCUCUUUGCUACUGACCAGGAGGAAGAAGAGGCGUUAAUGUCGAGACCAGAUGAGCUGUCGUAUGGAUUUAUAAACAUUCAAGCUACAAAGGACCAAAGUACAAAUGCGGAGUUGGCGAAAAUCAUGGGAGAGUUCAGCGAAAGUCGGGAGUCGCGGGACCACGCCCCCAGUGCCAGCAGCAGAGGAGACGACCUCCUGGCCAUGAUGGACGGUCUGUGACGACCCUAAGGGUUCUGCCCCCGGCGGCCGUGCAUUAAAGUCUGUGCCAGCAAAACAUGUUUGCUGCAACCUGCGCAGACCAGAAAACCUUCAGGUGUUUCUCCUCCCCCCCCCCCCCCCCCCCCACACACACACAGGUGUAGGGCGGCUUGUACAAUGCAAGGAGGGACUCCAACCUACACGCACAAACUUUGCUGUAAAGGUAAUGGCGGUUUGACAUUUCUACAUCGGAGGGUGGGUGGGAUUUUUUUCACUUUGAUAGCUCAUAUCCCACAAAAAAAAAAAAAAUGUAUUUUUUAAAAAAUGAUUUAAAAUAAGAAGCGAUACGUAGCUCUUGUUGAUAUCAUGGGUGACUUUUUACUACAAAACCAGUUAAGUUGUCACGUUGUGUAAAUGGUAAAUUAAAAACAGAAUACAACGAUUGGCAAAUCCUUUUCAACUAGGGGCGGUAUAGCUCGGUUGGUGCCAGCAACUUGAGUGUUCCAGGUUCGAUCCCCACAUCCCCCAUCCUAGUCACUGAUGUUGUGUCCUUGGGCGAGACACUUGACCCCCCUGCUCCCAGUGGCACCCGCACUGCUUUAAAUGGAACUUAGAUAUUGGGUUUCACUAUGUAAAAACGCUUUAAGUCAGUAGAGAAAGGCGCUAUAUAAAUAUAAUUCACUUCACUUCAGCUUGUAUUCAAUUAAAUAGACUGCAAAAACAAGAUACUUAACGUUCAAACUGCUAAAUUUAGUUUUUUCUUGGAAAUAUUAGCUCAAUUGGAAUUUGAUGCCUGCAACGUGUUUCCAAAAGGCUGGCACAAGUGGCAAAAAAGACAGAGGAAGUUGAGGAAUGCUCAUCAAACACUUAUGUGGAACAGGCUGAUUGGGCUUCACGGUGGCAGAGGGGUUAGUGCAUCUGCCUCACAAUACGAAGGUCCUGCAGUCCUGGGUUCAAAUCCAGGCUCGGGAUCUUUCCGUGUGGAGUUUGCAUGUUCUCCCCGUGAAUGCGUGGGUUCCCUCCGGGUACUCCGGCUUCCUCCCACUUCCAAAGACAUGCACCUGGGGAUAGGUUGAUUGGCAACACUAAAUGGUCCCUAGUGUGUGAAUGUGAGUGUGAAUGUUGUCUGUCUAUCUGUGUUGGCCCUGCGAUGAGGUGGCGACUUGUCCAGGGUGUACCCCGCCUUCCGCCCGAUUGUAGCUGAGAUAGGCGCCAGCGCCACCCGCGACCCCACAAGGGAAUAAGCGGUAGAAAAUGGAUGGAUGGAUGGAUGGAACAGGCUGAUUGGGAACAGGUGGGUGCCAUGGUUGGGUAUAAAAGCAUCUUCCAUGAAAUGCUCGGUCAUUCACAAAGGACGGGACGUCGCUUUUUUUUCAAACAUUAUCUCCUCUGAGGCCGUUUGUCGUUUCGGCUUCAAAUAAGCACAGAAGAGAGAGAGAACCCUUCUGAUUAAAAGUUAAAGAAAGAGUUUUAUUUUCUACCCCAGUUUGGAUUUUAUGAGCCCGCAAAGAACCAUUGCGCUGCUGCUGUUGUCAAAAAUGGCGGCUUUCUGUCCAUCCAUCCAUUUUCUACCGCUUAUCUGGGCUUGGGUCGCGGGGGCAGCAGCCAAAGCGGACCCGUCCAUCGCUGCUUGCAGCUUUAAUUAUUAUUAUUAUGAUAUAUAUAUAUAUUUUUGAAAUACUAAAUAAUAAUUGCAAAUGCAUCAAUUAAAUAAAUAAAUAAAGUAAAAAUAAAACAUUAUUAAUAAUAUAUUUUAAUGUAUUUUAAAGGACGUGAUGCGGGGUAAAAGACCCAAGUACGUUUCCCCGCACGUUGUUGAAUCGACUCGGGUGACGCGUGAGUCAUUGCAGCCUCAACUCUUCAUUAUUUAUUAUGUAAAUAUCUUAAUGAAUGUAUUGGUUUUUUAUUGGUGAAUACAGAAAAGUGCAUAUCGAUGCAAUUAUGAUGUUUAUAUGCCCCGACUUGUCCAGGGUGUACGCCGCCUUCCGCUCGAAUGCAGCUGAGAUAGGCUCCAGCAACACCCCCGUGACCCCAAAAGGGACAAGCAGUAGAAAAUGGGUGGAUGGAUAUGGCAGUUGAAAGAUAUUAAAAGUUAUGUUUUGCAAUAUAUUUGUUGAAGGGGGGAAGUCGUUUGAGUGGUGAUGCACUAAUUAUGACAGCAGAGGGCGCUGUUUAUAGCGAAUAAUUCCUCCAAAAUAGUAUUCUAUACAUGCUGCUCAUUUUGUUUAUUCAUUUAAUUUACUUGACGUUAAAAUGAUUAAUAAUUAGGAAAAAAAAUUGUGCCCAGGUGAAAAAUAUCUUGACUUGCACGUUUAGCGAAGGGAAAAAAAUAGUAUUAUAUAUUUGCUGCUCAUUUUGUGUAUUCAUUUAAUUUAGUUGAUGUUAAAAUUAUUAAUAAUUACAAAAAAAAUCGUGAAGAAUACCUCGAUUUGCUCGUUUAGCUAAGGAAAAAAUUGUAUUAUAUAUAUAUAUAUGCUGCUCAUUUUGUGUUUUAAUUCAGUUUAAUUGACGUUAAAAUUAUUAAUAAUUACAACAACAAAAAAUUGCCCGGGUAAAUAAUAUCUCGAUUAGCUUGUUUAGCUAAGGAAAAAAGUAAUAUUCUAUACAUGCUGUUCAUUUUGUGUAUCAAUUAAAUUUACUUGACGUUAAAAUUAUUAAUAAUUACAACAAAAAGAAUUUGCCCAGGUGAAAAAUAUCUGGACUUGCACGUAUAGCUAAGGAAAAAAAAAUAGUAUUUUAUAUUUGCUGCUCAUUUUGUGUAUUAAUUUAAUUUACUUGAUGUUCAAAUUAUUAAUAAUUACAAAAAAAUUGUGCCCAGGUGAAGAAUACCUCGAUUUGCUCGUUUAGCUAAGGAAAAAAAUUGUAUUAUAUAUAUAUGCUGCUCAUUUUGUGUUUUAAUUCAAUUUAAUUGACGUUAAAAUUAUUAAUAAUUACGACAACAAAAAAUUGCCCAGGUAAAUAAUAUCUUGAUUAGCUUGUUUAGCUAAGGAAAAAAAUAGUAUUCUAUACAUGCUGUUCAUUUUGUGUAUUUACUUGACGUUAAAAUUAUUAAUAAUUACAAAAAAAAAAUUGCCCAUGUAAAAAAUAUCUGGACUUGCACGUAUAGCUAAGGAAAAAAAAUAGUAUUAUAUAUUUGCUGCUCAUUUUGUGUAUUAAUUUAAUUUACUUGAUGUUAAAAUUAUUAAUAAUUACAAAAAAAAUUGUGCCCAGGUGAAGAAUACCUCGAUUUGCUCGUUUAGCUAAGGAAAAAAAUUGUAUUAUAUAUAUAUAUAUAUAUAUAUAUAUAUAUAUAUGCUGCUCAUUUUGUGUUUUAAUUCAAUUUAAUUGACGUUAAAAUUAUUAAUAAUUACAACAACAAAAAAUUGCCCAGGUAAAUAAUAUCUUGAUUAGCUUGUUUAGCUAAGGAAAAAAAUAGUAUUCUAUACAUGCUGUUCAUUUUGUGUAUCAAUUAAAUUUACUUGACGUUAAAAUUAUUAAUAAUUACAAAAAAAAAAAAUUUGCCCAGGUGAAAAAUAUCUGGACUUGCACGUAUAGCUAAGGAAAAAAAAAUAGUAUUAUAUAUUUGCUGCUCAUUUUGUGUAUUAAUUUAAUUUACUUGAUGUUAAAAUUAUUAAUAAUUACAAAAAAAAUUGUGCCCAGGUGAAGAAUACCUCGAUUUGCUCGUUUAGCUAAGGAAAAAAUUUUUAUUAUAUAUAUAUAUAUAUAUAUAUAUAUAUAUAUAUAUAUAUAUAUAUAUAUAUAUAUAUAUAUGCUGCUCAUUUUGUGUUUUAAUUCAAUUUAAUUGACGUUAAAAUUAUUAAUAAUUACAACAACAAAAAAUUGCCCAGGUAAAUAAUAUCUUGAUUAGCUUGUUUAGCUAAGGAAAAAAAUAGUAUUCUAUACAUGCUGUUCAUUUUGUGUAUCAAUUAAAUUUACUUGACGUUAAAAUUAUUAAUUACAACAAAAAAAAUUUGCCCAGGUGAAAAAUAUCUGGACUUGCACGUAUAGCUAAAGAAAAAAAAGUAGUAUUAUAUAUUUGCUGCUCAUUUUGUGUAUUAAUUUAAUUUACUUGAUGUUAAAAUUAUUAAUAAUUAAAAAAAAUAAAAAUUGUACCCAGGUGAAGAAUACCUCGAUUUGCUCGUUUAGCUAAGGAAAAAAAUUGUAUUCUAUAAAUGCUGUUCAUUUUGUGUAUCAAUUAAAUUUACUUGACGUUAAAAUUAUUAAUAAUUAGCAAAAAAAUUUGCCCAGGUGAAAAAUAUCUGGACUUGCACGUAUAGCUAAGGGAAAAAAAAUAGUAUUAUAUAUUUGCUGCUCAUUUUGUGUAUUAAUUUAAUUUACUUGAUGUUAAAAUUAUUAAUAAUAAUAAAAAAAAAUUGAGCCCAGGUGAAGAAUACCUCGAUUUGCUCGUUUAGCUAAGGAAAAAAAUUGUAUUUUAUAUAUAUAUAUUAUAUAUAUAUGCUGCUCAUUUUGUGUUUUAAUUCAAUUUAACUGACGUUAAAAUUAUUAAUAAUUACAACAACAAAAAAUUGCCCAGGUAAAUAAUAUCUUGAUUAGCUUGUUUAGCUAAGGAAAAAAAUAGUAUUUUAUAAAUGCUGUUCAUUUUGUGUAUCAAUUAAAUUUACUUGACGUUAAACUUAUUAAUAAUUACAAAAAAAAAAAUUGCCCAUGUAAAAAAUAUCUGGACUUGCACGUAUAGCUAAGGGAAAAAAAAUAGUAUUAUAUAUUUGCUGCUCAUUUUGUGUAUUAAUUUAAUUUACUUGAUGUUAAAAUUAUUAAUAAUUACAAAAAAAAUUGUGCCCAGGCGAAAAAUACCUCAACUAGCACGUUUAGCUAAAGGAAAAAAAUAAGUAAUAUUCUAUAUAUUCUGCUCAUUUUGUGUAUUCAUUAAAUGUACUUGACGUUAAAAUUAUUAAUAAUUAGGGGGUAAAAAUUAUGCCCAGGCGAAGAAUAUCUUGACUAGCACCUUUAGCAUUGAAAAAAAUAGUAUUCUAUAUAUGCUUCUCAUUUUGUGUAUUAAUUACAUGUACUUGGCGUUAAAAUGAUUAAUUUUAAUACCCAGCUUUUAAGCCAAUACAAUUAUUUAGGUGCAGCAAAAUAACUGCAACGUGAUUUAAAAGAGCCUCUCAUAAAGGACGUGACCUUUAUACUGCAUGACUACAUCGUCAACAAGUUCCUCUUCUCAAAAAGGUGGGCACGCCACUAAAGACGCAAACCUCCAAACUUGUUUAUCGUGGCCCUUAACCUGGGGCCCGACUGCACCGCUGAGUCAAUGCAGGAACGCGUGUGCGACUGAAAUAAGUCCGCUGCCAUUUAAAAUGCCUUUUGUUGUGGUUUUGUUUGGAACUAUUUAGCUUACUGAGUCUUAAUUGGCAGAUUAGCCGUGUACAAUGUAUGUUGUCAAUCAUAUCUACAAACCCCGUUUCCAUAUGAGUUGGGAAAUUGUGUAAGAUGUAAAUAUAAACGGAAUACAAUGAUUUGCAAAUCCUUUUCAACCCAUAUUCAGUUGAAUAUGCUACAAAGACAACAUAUUUGAUGUUCAAACUCAUAAACUUUUCAUCUUUUUUUUAAAAUAAUAAUUAACUUAGAAUCGCAUGGCUGCAACAAGUGCCAAAGUAGUUGGGAAAGGGCAUGUUCACCACUGUGUUACAUCACCUUUUUUUUUUAACAACACUCAAUAAACGUUUGGGAACUGAGGAAACAAAUUGUUGAAGCUUUGAAAGUGGAAUUCUUUCCCAUUCUUGUUUUAUGUAGAGCUUCAGUCGUUGAACAGUCCGGGGUCUCCGCUGUCGUAUUUUACGCUUCAUAAUGUGCCACAGAUUUUCCAUGGGAGACAGGUCUGGACUGCAGGCGGGCCAGGAAAGUACCCGCACUCUUUUUUUACGAAGCCAUGCUGUUGUAACACGUGCUGAAUGUGGCUUGGCAUUGUCUUGCUGAAAUAAGCAGGCGUCCAUGAAAAAGACACCGCUUAGAUGGCAGCAUAUGUUGUUCCAAAACCUGUAUGUACCUUUCAGCAUUAAUGGUGCCUUCACAGAUGUGUAAGUUACCCAUGCCUUGGGCACUAAUGCACCCCCAUACCAUCACAGAAGCUGGCUUUUCAACUUUGCGUCGAUAACAGUCUGGAUGGUUCACUUCCCCUUUGGUCCGGAUGACACCAUGUCAAAUAUUUCCAAAAACAAUUUGAAAUGUGGACUCAUCAGACCACAGAACAAUUUUCCACUUUGCAUCAGUCCAUCUUAGAUGAUCUCGGGCUCAGAGAAGCCGGCGGCGUUUCUGGAUGUUGUUGAUAAAUGGAUUUCACUUCGCAUAGUAGAGUUUUAACUUGCACUUACAGAUGUAGCGACCAACUGUAUUUAAUGACAAGGGGUUUUCUGAAGUGUUCCUGAGCCCGUGUGGUGAUAUCCUUUUGAGAUUGAUGUUGGUUUUUGAUACAGUGCCAUAUGAGGGAUCAAAGGUCACGGGCAUUCAAUUUGGUUUCCGGCCAUGCCGCUUACGUGGAGUGAUUUCUCCAGGUUCUCAGAACAUUUUGAUGAUAUUUUGGACCAUAGAUGUUGAAAUCCCUGAAUUUCUUGCAAUUGCACUUUGAGAAACGUUGUUCUUAAACUGUUUGACUAUUUGCUCACGCAGUUGUGGACAAAGGGGUGUACCUCGCCCCAUCCUUUCUUGUGAAAGACUGAGCACAUUUUGGGAAGCUGCUUUUAUACCCAAUCAUGGCACCCACCUGUUCCCAAUUAGCCUGCACACCUGUGGGAUGUUCCAAAUAAGUGUUUGAUGAGCAUUCCUCAACUUUUUCAGUAUUUAUUGCCACCUUUCCCAACUUCUUUGUCACGUGUUGCAGGCAUCAAAUUCUAAAGUUAAUGAUUAUUUGCAAAAAUAAUAUAUAUGUUUAUGAGUUUGAACAUCAAAUAUGUUGUCUUUGUAGCAUAUUCAACUGAAUAUGGGUUGAAAAUGAUUAGCAAAUCAUUGUAUUUUUUUACAUUUACAUCUAACACAAUUUCCCAACUCAUAUGGAAACAGGGUUUGUAAAGUUGAACUGGUGCACACAUGACUCCAGGUAGCAAUAUGGGAAAGACUGAUAGAGUUUAAGGUUGUUUUGGGCCGUUUAGUUGAUGUAAAUAAAGCUGCUCAUGUGAUGUAAUUAUUUAUCUGUGUUCAAAGUUGGUGCAGGUGCACUCACCGUGGUGGACGGCCUCUGAAAGGGUUGGCUUAGUCAUAGUUUAAUUUGAACACGCUUAACGACAUUUGCCGAAAGAGAAAAUGAUUCCACUUGGCAACAAUGCAACACGCCCGGAAAGAAGCAGGACGAAGCAGAUCUUAUUUAACCUGGCACCACUUCUCCAUGCCGCCGCAAUUAGUCAUGUUUUGCUCACUUUCUGUCUGCUCUAACUUUGAAUAAAAGUACAAACUUUAAUAAAAACACGGUGCACGUA